This is a messenger RNA of Megalobrama amblycephala (Wuchang bream), 4568 nucleotides long. It is a transcript of the gene foxo1b, whose product is annotated as forkhead box O1 b. Gene Ontology annotation, molecular function: DNA-binding transcription factor activity, RNA polymerase II-specific; RNA polymerase II cis-regulatory region sequence-specific DNA binding. The record is from RefSeq and is a predicted model, not a curated record. The transcript is spliced from 3 exons. Bases 222 to 2114 code for a protein of 630 amino acids. Gene Ontology annotation, cellular component: nucleus. Gene Ontology annotation, biological process: regulation of transcription by RNA polymerase II. NCBI's taxonomy places the organism in Eukaryota, Metazoa, Chordata, Actinopteri, Cypriniformes, Xenocyprididae.
CUCUAAAACGCGCUGCUCCCUGAAAGCGCUUCAUAACAGUCAUUUCAUUUAAAUCAGCGCUAGGCAUGGUACGAGUCAUUACACAUCGUUGAGUUGUAAAGUGCUGGGCUUCAUUGUCAGGCAGAUCUGAUCAUGUGCGACUGUUAGUGUUAGCAAACUAGACAACAUCUCCACUGCACUUAUCAUCUGUUUAAGGACAGUCAGUUGACUUUGAUUUUGUGAUGGCAGAAGCGCAGCAACAGCUGGUUGACAUCGACCCGGAUUUCGAGCCUCUCUCCCGGCCGCGCUCAUGCACCUGGCCGCUGCACCGACCGGAAUUCAGCGAGCCGGGGAGCUCGAACACGUCCUCCCCGGCACCGUCCGUAAAGCCGGAGCAAGGUAUCGUGGACUUUAUCAACAGCCUAAGUUUACUAGAGGAGACCGAGGACUACCAGGAGGAGAAACGCCUUUUGAACGACUUCCACUGCCAGGACAACUGCGUUCAUCCCCAGCAACAGCAUCCUCAGCAGUCGAAUCCCCAGCUGACGCACCCGCAACAGGUGCCGCCGCUCCCCACCCCUGCCAGCAGCACCAGUCCUGCAGCGGCCCAGAGGAAGAGCAGCUCGUCUCGUAGGAACGCGUGGGGGAAUAUGUCAUACGCUGAUCUCAUCACCAAGGCGAUCGAGAGCUCCCCUGAGAAGCGGCUCACCCUGUCUCAGAUCUACGAGUGGAUGGUGAAGAGCGUGCCUUACUUCAAAGAUAAGGGCGACAGCAACAGCUCAGCCGGCUGGAAGAACUCAAUCAGACACAAUCUGUCCUUGCACAGUCGUUUCGUGCGCGUCCAGAAUGAAGGAACAGGAAAGAGCUCAUGGUGGAUGCUGAACCCUGAGGGGGGAAAGAGCGGCAAGUCUCCACGCCGGAGGGCCACUUCCAUGGACAACAACAGCAAGUUCACCAAGAGCCGUGGACGAGCUGCCAAGAAAAAGAUGUCAAUGCAGGGUGGUCUGGACGGUGGUUCUAACAGUCCUGGUUCUCAGUACCCAAAAUGGCUCGGCAGCCCCAACUCUCACAGCAAUGACGACUUUGAACCCUGGACCACCUUUCGUACCCGCGCAAGCUCUGAUGCCAGCACGCUCAGCGGCCGGCGCUCGCCUACCUUCCUACCUGAGGAGGACGAAGCCGGGGAGGUCCACAUCGGGUUCCCAGGGACCAAACUUGGUGGGCCCCUCCCCAGCCUGUCCGAAGUAGCGGGUCACCACGGUUCUGACAACGUGAUGAUGAACGACCUCUUAGACAACCUCAACCUCAUCUCGCCCAAAAAUAACACCCAGGGCAACCAAGACGCCCAGACUGCGCUGUCCUCACCCAUGAUGCAGGGUAGCCCCGGGUACCCAUCCUACAACUCCCCCAAUAUGGGUCCUCAGCCCCAGGUCCAGCAGGACUACCGGAAGUGCCUGUACGGACAGGGCGGGGUGGGUGGACUCAGUCCAAUCGCCAUACCGACUUUAUCGGACAGUAAACCAGGAGGCUACGGACCCUUUGUUAGUCAGUACAGCUGUGCUGCAGGUAUGCUCAAAGAGCUGCUGACAGCAGAAGCUGAUCCGAGAGGGGACAUGAUGCAGUCAGUGGGGUCUUGUGAAGGGCGACGGGUGCUACCCAGUUAUGCCAGUCAGGGACAAAUGGGACAGGGGGGCAAAAUGAUUGCACAUCCUCACCUGCACGCACACCCACGAUCGCUUCAUUCGUUGCCCUCGCCAACGAUGGGCAUGAACGGCUGUGCCCUGUUGCCCCACGGGCAUCCCAUUCGCCUCGGUAACAUGAAGCCACAACCACACCUGCCUCAUCACGCUCAGCUGGGAAGAGGCGGAGGUGAGGCCGGGAUGCCGAGUUACACCAACGGCAACGGUUUUCACAGGCACGGACCGGUUCCUCACCUCCAUCACAGCCACCCAGAGCGGCUGCCCAGUGACUUAGAUGACAUGUCGAUCGAGCAGCUGGACUGUGACGUAGAAACUGUCCUACACGACACGCUCAUGGACGGCGAUGCUCUGGACUUCAACUUCGAUCCCAUGAGCGGUCAACAGAAUUUCCCGCACGGGGUCAAAACCAACACGCAUAGCUGGGUAUCUGGAUAAACACAUUAAUCCACUCAAACACAUACAAAUUGGUGAGGCAGGCUGUUUUUGAUUUAUAAUAUGAAUUAAUUGUAGAAAAUGUUCGUGAAUAUAUAUGUACAUGUGUCAUAGACAUAUAGCUGGUCAACUGACAAUUGACUGAAACAGACUGAAUGCUGUCGGUCAUACCAAAAGGUUACACAUACAAGAGAGAUUUAAACUUUUCAUUUCCUUUUCAUCUUUUUUUAAAAGCAUAAACUUAGCACGAUUUUAUUUCCAGUAAUUGCGACUGUCUUGUUAUUGUGACUUUAUUUCUCACAAAUGUGACCUAAUUUCUCAUAGUUGUGACUAUAUAUAUCUCAAAAUUCCCAUUUCUCCCAGUUCUGAAUUUAUCGCUCCCGAAUCUGCAUUUAUUUCUCAUAAUUUCUCCAAAAUUCUAACUUUAUUUCUCAGAAUUGCAACGUUGUGUAUCUCAUAUAAAAUAGAACAAAUUACUGACAUGUCAUUUUAGUCACUAUUACCAUUUUCUCUAUUCUCUCAAGUGUGUGCAUACACCUCAUGAACUGUUUACCUCAACCAGAACUUCUGCAGCCAAUCAGCAGAGGCCAGUGAAUGGUCACUAUUUACUGAUAAACAGUACAUUGUUUCAGUAGACUCCAUGAUUGUCGGGAAUCAUCAUAAUCUGCUUUUGGUUAGUCAGAGUGUAAAUAUUGAAGCUGGCUAAUCAAAAACAGUCAUGUCAUACAUUCACAGACAUGGCUUUUUUGUAUAUUUUUGUCUAGUUGGUCUCAGUUUGGCAACGUAGGUCACUAAAAUGAAUUCAGGGCAGAAGUUUUGUCAUGUCAACUGGAGUGCUGUGUAAUGUCUCGUAUAGUGUACAUUACUGUUAUCAUUGUCAUUUCAGGGUGCUGAAUAAAUGUGUUUUGUACAGAGAUGUAUAUUUUUGUUGUACCAAUGGGAUGGUAAAUGAAAUGUUUAUAUUUGUACACUUUUGAGCUUCUUACUGGUCAUUUUAAAUGCUCUUCAAAGACCCCUCCCAGCCUUUAAAUGUCGAAACAAAUUCUUUUGUGGCCUUGGUUGCUGUAUAUGUAAUAUAGAUCUUCUCAAACUGCUGGAUGAAUUCUUUCAUUGUAUAAAAUAAUUUGUACUUUGUGCCUUCCCCUCUUACAAACUGGCAUUUGGGUCAGUUAUGUGAUGAUUUUUCCUCAAUUUCUGAUUUAAAAAUCUUUUUAUAUACAUAUAUAAAUUUAAAAAAUGGUAUAAUCCUGAGAUUAUCGCAAAGAGUCUUAAAAGGCCAUUGACUUUUUAAUGGCAUGGAAACGUUAGUUCAAGUAUAACCCCAAGAAAACUUCAUGAUAUUCAUGAUUCAAAAAUUCAUGUUUGUAAAAUAAUCCGCUUGAUAAUAAUUAAGUUUUUUUCCCCUCUUUUUUGAUAUUUUUAGAGUAAACAAAUCCUUGAACUUUGGAACGGAACAUUGAAAUCGACAUUUCUUGUCACGAUAUCUUUUUUUUUUUUUCAUCAUCUUGGAUAUUUAUUUGUAUAUUUAUCAUUGACUUGUUCACCAUAAUAGCAAAAUUGAACAAAUCUAAAAUUAGCUAUGCUGAAAUUUUAGAAUCCUCAGUGAAGGUCACCAAAGGUCACAUUUACUUCAGACUAAUUUUGUGUCUAUCUGAGGCUAAAGGCCUCCUUAAAAUGUUUCUCCAUUUAUGUAUUUGACAGAAAUUCUAUGAUAAUUUAAUGUAAUUUAAGACUUUUCUCUGUGUUCUUGUGUUGUACAUACACAUUCAAUGUAACUGCACAUCUACAAAAUAUUUAAUGCUUUGAGAUUUUCAACAUGUGAGAGAUUUUCUAUCCAAACAGUGAGGUGUACCAUGAAGGUUUGUAAAUUAUAAAGAAUAUUUUAAACAUAUGCAUAUAUUUUUAACAGAUAUAAAACUAUCUGCAUUUUAUAGUAAUUUUAGACUGUCUUUAAACAUUAAAAGUAUGCUUUUGUUUGUUAUCUGAUCAUAUCUGUAUAUGAUUUUAAGUAUCACUGACAGUGUGAGGUUUUUUUGGUCUUUGUUUGUUUGAAUCUUUUGACAUGUAAAUAGCACUGACUUUGUCUUAUUUAAUAAUCACAAAUGUCAUUUGUUUUGACUCUAAUUUCUUAUUGGAUGAAUUUGUCUCAAACGUGUUAGUGAUGUUUUUUUUUUUUUGUAUUUGCUGAUUCUAAUGUUGUUGUCUGACGUGACCUAAUUGAGAUGGGGAGAUGUGUUCCCACUGUAGCCGUUUGUACUUUAGAAACAUACACUCAUCGUACAGUCCUUGUCAGAACCACAUGCUUUUAUAGAGUAGUUCUACAUGGAGGAAGUGCCUGAUAAUAUUGUAAUGUAAUUAAACAGCGAUGAAGAAUUGAUUUUCAGUUAUCAAAAGGAAAAUUGCAGCUGUUAUAUGAAGCCAUAAUUGUAUAUAAAGGUAUGAAUAUAUGAAAAAUCA